UCAAAGGUUUCCUGCUGCGCAAUCGGGAGCAGCCACUAUCAGUUGCAAAGAUGCGUGUACCACGAUCAGUUGGUUCCUGGUCAAUCCUGCCGUCGCUACUGGUGCUGGGUAUUUGUUUGGGGCCUGUGCUUGGUUCUUCCAGCUGUAGCCGAGUGUACGACAGUAAUGUUCAGUGUGGUUUGCCCGUGUUGCAUCCUUCCGGUCUGCCGAAACAUUCCUCCGAAGCGUUGCGUGGUGAAUUUCCGUGGCAUGUAGCUAUCUUCCAGAUUGAGUACCGCAUCCCGGUGUAUAGUUGUGGAGGAUCACUCGUCAGCAACCGGUACCUGCUGACCGCGGCUCAUUGUGUGGUUAAUCCGAAUAAUGGUUACACACUGAGCCCGGAUAACUUCCUGCUGCAGAUGGGUUACCAUGAGUUAGGUUUGGCAGUGGAAGGAUGUAGCCAGCAGAUGGGUGUGAAACGGGUUUACGUGCAUCCAGAGUUCCGUACCGGUACAUACCGUCAUGAUUUAGCCAUUAUCGAGCUGGAACGACCGGUGCAAUUCAAUGACCGCGUGCUCCCGGUGUGUUUGGAUACGGAGGAAGAAGAUCCGUCUUCGUUUUACAGACAGAUGGGCAAAGUUCCAGGUUGGGGCUAUACUGAGUUUGACGAAGUGUCCACCGAAUUACGCAUGACCGAAGUGCCGACCGUCAACUACACGCGCUGUCUCGCAAGCAAUACACAGGUGUUUUCCAACACAAUCUACGACGGGAUGUUCUGUGCUGGGUACGCCAAUGGAACGAACGUGUGCAACGGUGAUUCUGGUGGUGGUUUCGUCACCUAUCGGAACGCACGUUGGGAGCUGCAAGGGAUCGUGUCUUUUACCGCUUUGCGUGACACAGAAAUGACCGUCUGCGAUACGCAGCAGUACGCCGCGUUUGUCAAGUUGCGCUACUAUAGAGGCUGGAUCGGAAGUGUGCUGGAUGGUACGUGGCAGUGGUCUAAAAGUGAGAAGUUGGUACAAUUAGACGACGAGCAACCGGCGGAGAUGCCUACCGACUGUGGUAAGCGCAAGAUCAACAAGAUGCCACUGAUCGUGAACGGUGUGCGUAGUAUGGCUGGCGAAUGGCCCUGGCAUGCGGCCAUCUUUGUGGUGUCGAAACGUUCGCGUGACUAUCUCUGCGGUGGGACGCUCAUCAGUCGGCGGUACAUCUUGACGGCGGCCAGCUGUGUCACCGAUUGGCACUACCGGAAGCGACCGUACAUCGUGCAGCUGGGUCAGCACCAACUGUGGGAAAGUUCACUGACUGGGCGGGAAGUGCGCGUACUGGACAUUGAAACCAGUGACGAUAGCAUGAUGGCUCUGUUGAAGCUAGAGGUGGAUGUACAGUACGACGACUACAUACAACCGAUAUGCCUGCCUGCUGAACAGCAAAACACUACCAACGAAGCACUGCGGAUCGGUACGAACGGGCUUAUUGUCGGCUAUGGGCAAACGGACCCCGACGGUAAUCCGUCUGAGCUCCUGCAGGCUACACUGAUGCCCAUCGUUGACAGCGGACUGUGUGCGAUCUAUCGCAUCUUUGACAAGCGCGAAGCGCACAAGAUGUUUUGUGCCGGACAUGGCAACGGUACUAAUGCGUGUCGCGGUGACCAAGGUGGUGGAUUCUACGAAGAGUCGCAACAGAGCAUCUGGACACUUACAGGCGUGAUCGGUAAGAUCAAUCUCUAUCGCAAGCGAUGUGAUCCGUACGGGUAUGUUGGAAUGGCUAACGUACUACACUAUCUCGAGUGGAUACUGGGGCGACUGCGAAGUGCACUGGCUGGACCAUCCGACACCUUCGAGGUAGUGCCUCCGACACCCAAGGGACACUCGAAAGGUUGUCGACGUAAGCAUCAUCAUCAUCAUCAUCACCAUCACCAUGGAUCACAAGAGCAUGGCACCGUCACCAGUAGACCUCACAGGCAAAAGGGAGGUUCCGGAGAAAGUGGGUCGAGCGAGAACAGCAACGAAAGUCGCGAACCCUCCAUUACUUCGGCCGUCAAGAACGUGAUGCAGGCGAAGGUGGAUUUGGUGAAGGACAUACACGGUGUGGCCAGUUCUAAAAUUAAGAAAAUAUUUGGUUGA
Molecule: messenger RNA, 2105 nt
Organism: Anopheles moucheti
Lineage: Eukaryota; Metazoa; Arthropoda; Insecta; Diptera; Culicidae
Product: transmembrane protease serine 9-like
Exons: 2
Coding region: 51-2105 (684 amino acids)
Biological process (GO): proteolysis
Molecular function (GO): serine-type endopeptidase activity
Source: RefSeq, a predicted model, not a curated record